Equus quagga is the source of this 8855-nucleotide messenger RNA. RefSeq names its product zinc finger ZZ-type containing 3 (gene ZZZ3). Gene Ontology annotation, molecular function: zinc ion binding. NCBI's taxonomy places the organism in Eukaryota, Metazoa, Chordata, Mammalia, Perissodactyla, Equidae. The transcript has 16 exons. The coding region runs from base 538 to 3372 and encodes 944 amino acids. The record is from RefSeq and is a predicted model, not a curated record.
GGAAGCGCCGCGGCGCCGCUGUCGAGCUUCCUGCGGCGGCGGCCACCGCAGCAAGUGCCGUGGCGGGGGCGGAGAGCGGCCACGGCGACGGCCUGUCCCCGAGUGGCCCGCAGCGGCCGGCCCCGCGCGAAAGAUAUCAAGUUGUUCUAGUACAACCACAUAAAUAAUUAAUACCUGAAGUCUCAAUCUAACAUGGACAUUAACAGUGAUGACAGAUAAAUGCAGACGCUUGGGAAUCAAAUACUAGGCGAGACACUUUAAAAAAGUGUAUCAGGCUUUUAAGAAACACAUCUGCAUGAUCCUGUCUAUCUUAAUAUUGGUAGAACUCAGCUAAAGGAAUUUAAGAGGUUCUAGUAUUCUCCAUGGCUGAAGCUGAGAGUCUGAAACCCUGAUGCUUAAGCUCUAUUCUAGAUCAUAGCUCCAACUCCUUCAGGAUAUAAGGAAAAGAGAUAAUAUUUCCACAAUGAUAGAUCUUUGGUUGUACAGGUUUCCCAAUGAGUGGAUCAUGAUGACCGUAUUGUAGGGACUUGCCAUAGUAUGGCUGCUUCCCGAUCUACUCGUGUUACAAGAUCAACAGUGGGGUUAAACGGCUUGGAUGAAUCUUUUUGUGGUAGAACUUUAAGGAAUCGUAGCAUUGCUCACCCUGAAGAAAUCUCUUCUCAUUCUCAAGUACGAUCAAGGUCACCAAAGAAGAGACCAGAGCCUGUGCAAAUUCAGAAAGGAAAUAAUAAUGGAAGAACCACUGAUUUAAAACAGCCAAGUACUCGAGAAUCAUGGGUAAGCCCUAGGAAAAGAGGACUUUCUUCUUCAGAAAAAGAUAACAUAGAAAGGCAGGCUGUAGACAAUUGUGAGAGAAGGCAAACAGAACCUGUUUCACCAGUUUUCAAAAGAAUUAAGCGUUGUCUUAGAUCUGAAGCACCAAACAGUUCAGAAGAAGAUUCACCUAUAAAAUCAGAAAAGGAGUUAGUAGAACAGAGGAGUACAGUAGUGGACAAUGAUGCAGAUUUUCAAGGGACUAAACGAGCUUGUCGAUGUCUUAUACUGGAUGAUUGUGAGAAAAGGGAAAUUAAAAAGGUGAAUGUCAGUGAGGAAGGGCCACUUAAUUCUGCAGUAGUUGAAGAAAUCACUGGCUAUUUGGCUGUCAAUGGUGUUGAUGACAGUGAUUCAGCUGUUAUAAACUGUGAUGACUGUCAGCCUGAUGGGAACACUAAACAAAAUAGCACUGGUUCCUAUGUGUUGCAGGAAAAAUCAGUAGCUGAAAAUGGGGAUUCGGAUACCCACACUUCAAUGUUCCUUGAUUGUAGGAAGGAGGACAGUUAUAUAGACCAUAACGUGCCUUGCACAAAUUCGGAAGUGCAGGUCAAGUUGGAGGACCACAAAAUAGUAACUGCCGGCCUGCCUGUGGAAAAUGUUAAUCAGCUGACUACUGAGCCAGCUACAGGCCCCUUUUCUGAAAUUCAGUCAUCUUUAAGGGAUUCUGAGGAGGAAGUAGAUGUGGUGGGAGAUAGCAGUGCCUCAAAAGAGCAGUGUAAUGAAAACACCAGUAACGCCCUGGACACAAGUCUUGAGAAUAUGCCAGUCUCUGGAGAACCAGAACCAUCUUCUGUUCUAGACUGUGUUUCAGCUCAAAUGAUGUCUUUAUCAGAACCUCAAGAACAUCGAUAUACUCUGAGAACUUCACCACGAAGGCCGGCCCCUACCAGAGGUAGUCCCACUGAAAACACUUCUCCUUGCAGAGAAAAUGGACAAUUUGAGGAGAAUAAUCUUAGUCCCAAUGAAACAAAUGCAACUGUUAGUGAUAAUAUAAGUGAGUCUCCUACAAAUCCUGAUGAAAUUUCUCAGAAUGAAAAGGGGAUAUGUUGUGACUCUGAAAAUUAUGGGAGUGAAGGACUAAGUAAGCCACCCUCAGAGGCAAGACUCAGUAUUGGACAUUUGCCAUCUGCCAAAGAGAGUGCCAAUCCGCACAUUACAGAAGAGGAAGAUGAUGAUCCUGAUGUUUAUUACUUUGAAUCAGAUCAUGUGGCACUGAAACACAACAAAGAGUUGAGAAAUCACGUGGAACAGAUCUUGGGUACUCAGUUUUCAAAAUUCUUUAGCCCGAGUUUCAGCUCUGUAAUUGUAAUCAUGAUUAUCUGGUUUUAUCUGUCAGAGAAUCAGCAUUAUAGUUAUCAGAGACUGUUACAGACGAUUGCUGUACUCGAGGCUCAACGUUCUCAAGCAGUCCAGGACCUUGAAAGUUUAGGCAGACACCAGAGAGAAGCUCUAAAAAAUCCCAUUGGAUUUGUGGAAAAACUCCAGAAGAAGGCUGAUAUAGGGCUUCCGUAUCCGCAGAGAGUUGUUCAGUUGCCUGAGAUUGUAUGGGACCAAUAUACCAAUAGCCUUGGGAACUUUGAAAGAGAAUUUAAAAAUCGUAAAAGACAUACUAGAAGAGUUAAGUUAGUUUUCGAUAAAGUAGGUUUACCUGCUAGACCAAAAAGUCCUUUAGAUCCUAAGAAGGAUGGCGAGUCCCUUUCGUACUCUAUAUUGCCUUUGAGUGAUGGUCCAGAAGGCUCAAACAGUCGUCCUCAGAUGAUAAGAGGACGCCUGUGUGAUGAUACCAAACCAGAAACAUUUAACCAAUUGUGGACUGUUGAAGAACAGAAAAAACUUGAACAGCUACUCCUGAAGUACCCUCCUGAAGAAGUAGAAUCUCGACGCUGGCAGAAGAUAGCAGAUGAGCUGGGCAAUAGGACAGCAAAACAGGUUGCCAGCCGAGUGCAGAAGUAUUUCAUAAAACUAACGAAAGCUGGCAUUCCAGUCCCAGGCAGAACACCAAACUUAUAUAUAUACUCCAAAAAGUCUUCAACAAGCAGACGACAGCACCCCCUUAAUAAGCAUCUCUUUAAACCUUCCACUUUCAUGACUUCCCAUGAACCACCAGUGUAUAUGGAUGAAGAUGAUGACCGAUCCUGUUUUCAUAGCCACAUGAACACUGCUAUCGAGGAGGCAUCAGAUGAAGAAAGUAUUCCUAUCAUGUAUAGGAAUUUACCUGAAUAUAAGGAAUUACUACAGUUUAAAAAGUUAAAGAAGCAGAAACUUCAGCAAAUGCAAGCUGAAAGUGGAUUUGUGCAACAUGUGGGCUUCAAGUGUGAUAACUGUGGCAUAGAGCCUAUCCAGGGUGUUCGGUGGCACUGCCAGGAUUGUCCUCCAGAAAUGUCUUUGGAUUUCUGUGAUUCUUGUUCAGACUGCCUACAUGAAACAGAUAUUCACAAGGAAGAUCACCAAUUAGAACCUGUUUAUAGGUCAGAGACAUUCUUAGACAGAGACUACUGUGUGUCCCAGGGCACCAGUUAUAAUUACCUUGACCCAAACUACUUUCCAGCAAACAGAUGACAUGGAAGAGAACAUCAUAUAUUAGUCCUCUUCAACACAUAGCAAUGGUAUCAUUGUGAAUUAUGUGCACAGUUUGGAAAGAUUCUCUGCUUUCCCUGAAGUGACACUCACAGCAUGACAGCUUCCUGAGUGUUCUCGUCAAGUCCAGCUCUCCACCGUUGUGGCUCUAGAUCACUGUUCAGCAGCUGAACAUUCCUGGUGAGCAAAGGGUUUCCUUGGUGAAUUUCUCACCACCACCUUAAAGCCUUUGAGGUGGUGAUCUUAAAUGGGUGAGAUGGAAACGAGAGCACACAUUAAAGAGAGAGUAAAUUCCAAAGGUUUCAAAGAACUUGGUCAUAAAUAUGAUAAUGAGAAGACAAAGUAUUUAUAUUAAAACAGUUUAGUAGCUUUCAGUUUUGUGAAAAUAGUUUUCAGCACAGAAACUGACUUCUUUAGACAAAGUUUUAACCAAUGAUGGUGUUUGCUUCUAGGAUAUACACUUUAAAAGAACUCACUGUCCCAGUGGUGGCCACUGAUGGCCCUUAGUAAGUUGGAGCUGCUUAACCAUAUUGAUGUCUAAUUUCUUUUAACCACAAUGAACUGUCUUUCUUACAACAGCGAAGCACUACAGGAGGCAACUGUGGUAUUGCUUCCUUAACCAGCUCAUGGUGUGUGAAUGUUAGAAAGUUGUCACUCAGAUAUAUUUUUUAAAUGUAAUGUUAUAUAAGAUUAUCAUGUGAUGUGUACAAACUAUGGUGAAAAGUGCCAGUGGUAGUAACUGUGUAAAGUCUCUAAUUCACAACAUUAAUUCCUUUAAAAUACACAGCCUUCUGCCUCUGUAUUUGGAGUUGUUAGUGCAACUCAUCAAAGAAAACUGCCUAAUAUAAAAGUCAUAUAUAUGGUAAUAAUUUCCCUCUUUUGUAGUCUGCACAAGAUCCAUAAAAGAUUGUAUUUUUAUUACUAUUUAAACAAGUGAUAAAAUUUAGUCUGCGCAGUGAGCAAGAGUUCACAUGCAUUCUUUUAUACUGCUGGAUUUUGUUGUGCAUCAUUUAAAACAUUUUGUAUGUUUCUUCUUAUCUGUGUAUACAGUAUGUUCUUGAAUAAUGUUCAUUUGUCAGGAGAACUGUGAGAAAUAAACUAUGUGGAUACUGUCUGUUUAUAUUAUAGAAUGUUUGUUGUGACUUCCUUUUGGUUAGAUUUUGGAUUUUUUUACUAGUGUUAAAACCACAAAUUUUUUUUUUUAAGGGGUUGCUUUACCUACCUGUCCUUUAAAAAGAGUAAGGACUACAUUAUGGAAAAGAGGGUGAGCUUGGGAAGCUCUGUAAAAGAUGGUAACGUUUUCACUCAGUGUGUGCUGAAACGCUAAAUUAAACUAGGUGGCAAAAAGAGCACAUACCGUAGUUAAAGCAAAAGGCAGUUAUUAACAUCCAGAUGUGAAAACUAAACUUUGGUUGAAGAAUUUUACUUUCGUUCUUUUUGAUGAAAAUAAGCCCUCCACAUAUUUAAUUUAAACAGGUGGUUUUUGAAAAUUACCUUAUUCUUUGAAAAGUAUUAUUGAUUAUUGGAAAAAACAAUGUAAAUAUUCUAAGAUUAAGUAUUAUACUGACCCAAUUUUAAUAGUCUCCUGUGUUUUCCAAUUUUAAACCAAGGGAACAUUAUUAGUAGUUCUCUUCAAUACAUUGUAGGGUACUAAAAUGAUACCCUAUUUUUUUAAUUGAGAAAAGUAAUAUAAUUUUAAAUAUAGAAAUAUGAGAAUUUUAAUGUAAUAUAUUGAUUAAAGAUUACUAAUGAUGUUUAUAAAAUAUAUCACAUCAGAAAGAAAAAGAUAUGGACUUGAGCUUAACUUCUCACCCUGGGAUUAUUAGUUGAGGGGAAGAAAAGGGGAAUUGUUAGAAUUCUGGGCAUUUUGAUAUUAAAUGUUAAGUGAAUAUGCCAGAAGAUCUACCUUCAACUUGUAGCAAGACAGUAGCACUUGAUGAUAACUUCUGUAACUUCUGUGUAUGUUUAGAGAUAAUACUGAUUAGUUUUGGAGAACCAUUCAGAUCCAUUCAGAAAUCCCAUAAUGUAUGAAGUAUGCUUUGGAAGAGGGCUAUGAGUGGUACAGUUGUUGUGUAAGCAGAAUAGACAAAAUAAAUCCGCUUAAAUGUAUUUUUCAAGGGCAAAGAUUUUGAGAAUUUUGAGUGGCAAAAAGGAUUACUUUCUGCUUGAGCAAGAUGUGUUUAUUUUGCAUUUUUCAGCUCCAAGCAAAUAAUCCUUUAAAAGGCCUUAAAGGGCAGUAGUAGUAGUAAUGUAUUGUUGUUAUUGUUUUCAUUUGAGGACUGCAGGAGUGGGCAGGGCUGUCAUUUGCAAGUAGACCUUCCAUCUCCUAAAAGAAGUAUUGGCUGUAAGAGACAACACAGACCUGCUUGUUACAGCAUUACUUAUUAAGUGGUAUUCAGUAGGUCAGAUGUAUUUCCUGAACUAUUAUGCUCAAGUUAUUUGCUAAGAACUGAAGGCACUUUUAAGGACACCUAAAACCACUGCUUUAAGGUUUAGGCAGAGGAGAUUUUGACUGGUGUGAUGUGGACUAAUAAUAAUAGCACACUGAUACAGUGCUUACUGUGUGCCGAGCAAGCAUAUAAUAAUGAAUUUAAUUCUCACAACCUUAUGAGACUGCUUCAUUUAUUAUCCUGUUUCCAUAUGAGGAAAACUAGCCAGAGGUUAAAUAACUUGCCCAAGGUCUUACAGUUAGUAAAGUGGUGAUGCUUGGAUUUUAACCUAGACAGAUUGCUCCAGAGUCAGCAUCUGCCUCGCUACCCUGUUUCCUGAGCAAGAGUAUUCCUUUCAUGUGAGCCGUUGUUAAGGUGUUGGAGCUCGAGGUGUGCAGGGCUUGAUUUCCAGUCUUUUUUCCUGGUGUGGUGUGGUUCCUGGAGUACAAAUCUGAGCACAUGUCCAGGCCAGGCUUAUAGCACAGAAUAGAGAAGUAUAUCUGUGGAUGGGGGGAAAGCACUGAAAUGGUCUGCCGUGGUGAAUUAGAAAAACAUAUGUAUGUAGAAUUUGCAUAUUCUAAUUGGGCAGCAAAUGUGGUCGUGAGUCUUUAGGCAAAGUUGGUGCUAAGGCUUGUGUAUCCUGCCUCAGGUAGAAUUUGUUUCCAUGCAUAGUUCAUGCCUCUCACUUGACCUAAUAGCAUGCCUUGUCCAUUUUUCUCCCUUUCCCCCUUUCGUUUAAAUUGCAGAACACAACAGUUUACUGAGGUAUGAGAAACAUUAAAAAAAAAAGAAAUAGAGAAAAUAGUACAUCACAUGUAGUAAGGAUAAAUACUGUUUUGUGAGAUUUCUUUUUUAGUUAGAAAUAUGUGUGGUAUGCUAUAUAAACUGUAUUUCUUACUGUGGAUAACAAAGUUAGAAGGCCGUUGUUCCAGGUGCACUGGAUGGAAUUGGAAGUCUCCAGAUAAUAAGUAGGUUUUUCCACAAGAUUACAGAGGCAUUGUCGUUUUUAGGCUGUAAAGUGUUUGUUUUUUUCUCUUAGCUUGAUGAAAAAUGUGCUUCUGUUUAUGAUUCCAGGAAAAAAAUAACUAUUUUUUUCACAGUUCAUGUGGCUGAUUAGACGGAGUUUUGAAAAUGCUGUCACAUUUAGCUUCAUGAGGUCAGAGACCAUCCAUGUCUGUCUGUAACCCUAGGCCUGGCUCUUCAUAGAUUCUCAAUAAAUAUUUGUUGGUAGUAUGACCAGUGUGUUGGUGGGUUACGUUUUUUCGCUAGGAAGUUAGGAGACAUCACCCAUGCCUGAGUGUGUCUGAGUGUGUCUCUGGGACCCUGAGAGGGCUUGCCUCAGGAGAUCUCCUUUAUGGGGUUCCGACAGGACUGAGGAACUGGCAUCCUGCCUUAUCUAAAGGAUAUGGUUCAACCUUGGUGGCUGGGAAGAUUUUGGUUCUCUCGGGGACCCCAGUUAUGCCGUGUAUCUUGAUUCUCUGCCGUGUUUUUAGAGUAAUGUAAUGGAAAGGGAACUAGAGUAGAAAUUCUGUGUCCUAGUCCCAGUUGUGGGAUGGAGGCACUCAAUGAAUGUUGACAAGGAGCCAUCUUUUAUUGAGCACUAGCAACUGGUAAAUGAUUUAUGUGUAUUAUUAACUCACUUAAUCCUCACUACGGUUCUAUGAGGUUGCUUACUAUUAUGAUCUCCACUGUACAGGUGAGAAAACUAAGGCUCAGAGGAUUGAAAUGUUAGCUCUCAAUAAUAAUUGCCACGUGUGGGGCUGAAGAUACAAAGCCUUGCCCUUAGGGGGUUGAUAAUCUAAUGCAGAAGACCAGCAAUAAACAAGUAAAUAAAGAUCGUUAUGUAAUUUUCGGCAGAGAUAAAUGCUGUGAAGAAAAAUAAUGCUUGAAGAAGAAUGAUGGAAGAACGGGGACCAUCCUGUCAUGUUAGAUAGAGUAAUAAAAGAAGGCCUCAAUGACGAGGGUAAACUUUGAACAAAGACCUGAAAAAGUGAGAGAAUUAUUAGCCUUGUGGAUGAUCUGGAGGAAAAGGGAGAAGGAUAGCAAUGACAAGGGCUCUGAUCCAGUAAAGAGCUUGGCUUAUUCAGGCAACAUUAAGAGGGUCAGUGUAGCUUGAGCCAGAUGAGCAAGGAGAGAGUGGUAGUUGAUGGGGUGAGAGAGGGUACAGGGCCAGAUCAGGUGAGGCCUUGAAUGUAGACCAUUGUAAAGGAGUUUGCAUUGUGUUCUGAUGUCUUCUACAUACACACAAAGUCUUCUACUAGGCGGAGACCUGUAAGGUCCUUUCGUGCUUUAAAAUCCUAUGAAUUUAAAGUGGUAAUGUCAUUUGAAGCCAUUCAGAUCAGUGACCUGUUUUAGCAGUUCUCUAGAAGACUGGAUUUGCACCUCUAGAUACUCUUCAGGGGCAAAGCCAUUUACCCCUGCUGAUUUUUUCAAGAGGGCAGCCAACUACAGCCAUAAAAGCCAUGGCUGGGCUGUCUGCUGCCCUGCUGUCUCAGUUCCCUUACCCAAGCUUUCAAAGCUGUGGUGGGUAUGGCCUGUGUUUGCCAAUAUGUGGUAUGUGUUUAAAGGAUGUUAAUCCCUUCAAAGAGUCAUUUUGUGUUUUCUGGCACAACUGAUAAUUUUCAUCCUGUAACUCUCUUUUUGUAAUUUGCUCAAAUACUCCUUGUGCUCCCCUAUAGAGAGUAUAACAACUUGAGGUAGUAAUAAACUAUUUGACAACUGUGUGAGUUAUAGGAACAUGCCCCUCUUUGUUAAUAGAGGCAUAAUUGUAACCAAAGACAUUUAAUUUCUUCUUUAGCAAACACUGACAUUUCUGUUUAAAAGAAUGAUUGCUAGAGAAAAAGGAAAUACGAAAAUUACCAUGUAUCAUGAAUACACUGAGAGUUCUCUCUGUAAUAGCUCGAAACUGAUCUAUGGCCAAAAUUAAAACCAUAUGAGCAUAUCGUAAAUCUUACUAUUACUGUGUUUGCUUCUAAUUCUGUUUGGAAUAAGGCUUCAAAUGCUUUCCAGAAUGAUGUGAGUUACAAAUAAAUAGAA